GUCAGCCUCGUGUUCAUGACGGGAGAGGUCAUUGGUGGAUAUGCCGCCGGCAGUCUGGCCAUCAUGACGGACGCAGCUCACCUUCUGACUGAUUUUGUCAGCAUUGUGAUCAGCAUCUUCUCUCUGUGGCUCGCAUCGAGGCCUCAGACAGGAACCAUGACUUUUGGAUGGUAUCGAGCUGAGAUUCUGGCCAUGUUUCUAUCUAUUGUGUCGAUCUGGGCCGUGACAGUAGUGCUCGUCUUAUCAGCCGUGCAGAGGAUCUCCGAUGGGGAAUACGAGAUUGACAGUGAGAUCAUGCUCAUAACAUCAGGCUGUGCUGUGGGGGUCAAUGUCCUGAUGAUCCUGAUCUUGCAUCAGCCUGGCAACUCACAUGGCCACAGCCAUGGGUUUGCCACCAACCUGACCCAGAGUGACAAACAUGGGCAGAGGAACAGCUACGGUAAUGCAAGUGUGAAGGCAGCCUUUGUCCACAUGGUAGGAGAUCUGGUGCAGAGUGUCGGUGUCAUGCUGGCUGCCAUGAUCAUUCACUUCUGGCCUGAAUAUAAAGUAGCAGAUCCGAUUUGCACCUUCCUGUUCUCUCUUCUCGUUAUUGGGACAACGCUUCCUGUCACGAAGGAUGUUUUCAGGAUACUGCUGGAAGGCGCUCCUCGGGAUGUGAGCUUGUGCGCCGUGACAGAGCUGCUGCUGUCUUUAGGAGGAGUCACCGCCAUUCAUAGUUUACACAUGUGGAGCCUCAACACGACUCAUUCUCUGCUUUCCGUGCACCUUGCCACAGAGGAAGAUGCUGAUUCGCAGAUCAUCCUUAGGAAGGCAACAAGGGUCCUGCGCUCCAAAUUUGGUUUUUCCAGCAUCACAAUUCAAGUAGAGAGCUGCAGGAUUUCGGGCAGCAGUGUAGAGGUUUAAAGUUGACUGAACAGAGACUGGUGACUGCAAAAAUAAAGGCACUGGGUGCUCCCAUUUAACAGCUUCAUAUUUGGGACUGACCAGCUAAUGGUACAGCUGAACGUUUUUGGCACUGCAACAGAUUUUAAAGAAUGACUCCUAUGAGAGCAGAUA
Messenger RNA from Pelmatolapia mariae (spotted tilapia), 1056 nucleotides. Its product is annotated as proton-coupled zinc antiporter SLC30A2-like. Gene Ontology annotation, cellular component: plasma membrane. The transcript is spliced from 7 exons. Lineage: Eukaryota; Metazoa; Chordata; Actinopteri; Cichliformes; Cichlidae. The coding region runs from base 16 to 903 and encodes 295 amino acids. Gene Ontology annotation, biological process: zinc ion transmembrane transport; response to zinc ion. Gene Ontology annotation, molecular function: zinc ion transmembrane transporter activity. The record is from RefSeq and is a predicted model, not a curated record.